AUGUUGAGUGUUGGUCUCUGUAAGCUUAAAAUCAGAGUAGGCGAUAUGUAAGUAGGUUUUUGAAUUUGGUAGAAGGAUUUUCUUGUAGUUUUUGUACUGUGGUAUUUCUGGGAUGUGUUCACUGCUUGUUUUCUUAUUCUUAUAACAAUUUUUUUUUAUUUUCUUCACAACUUUUGAUUCUACUUGUGGUAAAUGUAUAUUUUAUAUUUAACUAUUUCAUUGUAAAUUUUGUGUACCCUCAGAACAUGACGUCUCCGUUUGUUGAGCCUCUCCCCAAAAGGAAGAGAAGGAAAGGUCCUAAUGAAGAGAUUACAAAAAAUGUUGUUGUUUUGAGAAGUAAUCAGGUUUGUGAAAUGGAUGGUGUUGUGUUGAUGCCCAAAACUACUCUCGACAUGUCUAGCAUAAAGAAAUCAGGACAGUCAAAGAAAGUAACGUUUACAAAAAGCACUUCAUCAAGAGAUAUGCAAAGAAAACUGGAGGAGAAGUUUCCUUUCCUCGAGGAAGCCAGUGAAAGGUAUUUUUAGUUCGAUUGAAAUACAUGUGUACUUUGAAACUUAAUGAAACAUUUACAACGUCACAGGCAUCGGUGUUUUGGAUUUCAUUGCGGGGAGUUAAAAAUCACGGUAUUUUUUGAGAUGUUAAAUUUAAUAGUGAACGAGGUAGAACAAUGCAGGGGUUUCACCAAUGUGAUGUAAGGGGUUCCGGGGAGGCAUUGCUAUGUGCUUUUGCUCAAUUUGCUUUGUUACCUUACUAGCUUUGUCUCCCUCCCACAAUUCCCUGAUCCAGCUUGCAUUUUGGGUAGGAAUUCAUUGCACACACCACAUUUCACUUGACAGGUACCUAGAGGAGGGCCAUGUAUGGGUUGCCAUGGUGAUCUCCUCUCUUCUGUGGAGAUUGCUACCCUGACCUUUGUCACUAUUUUAGCAACAGUAACCCUUAAAUACUUUUUACAAGGUCUUUCAAUAAACAUAUUGGAAAAUUAUUAUCAAACUAUGUGGAGAAUAAUACACAGGUGCAUAGGUUUUGGAAUUUCUCUUUGAGCGUUAAUUACUCAAUAUCCCACCAGUGAGAUAUCAAUUUGAACACCAGAUUUUAAAAAGUUGAAUAAAAGAUUUUGAAGAGUAGCAACAUUACUUGAGAGAGCAGUGGCAGUAUCUUUUUACUAAUUAUUUUGCAAACUUUGAAAUGCAGAUUUUACUGUGCAAAAGCAGUGGAAAAUAGAUCAAAAUUGGAUUUUUGUGGUGAUCGUUGUGUAUGGAGUGGGGCAUUCAUCAAUAAAAACAUUACAGGGAACUCAGCACUUUACAUCUAUUGUGAGGUUUGUAAUGAU
Messenger RNA from Pocillopora meandrina, 1330 nucleotides. The record is from the annotation of a GenBank genome assembly. NCBI's taxonomy places the organism in Eukaryota, Metazoa, Cnidaria, Anthozoa, Scleractinia, Pocilloporidae.